Messenger RNA from Pararge aegeria (speckled wood butterfly), 1959 nucleotides. RefSeq names its product actin cytoskeleton-regulatory complex protein PAN1-like. The record is from RefSeq and is a predicted model, not a curated record. Lineage: Eukaryota; Metazoa; Arthropoda; Insecta; Lepidoptera; Nymphalidae. Bases 1 to 1782 code for a protein of 593 amino acids. Gene Ontology annotation, molecular function: metal ion binding. The transcript has 3 exons.
AUGUUUGGGCUGUGUAUAGAGCAACCCAAACUUUUCUGCCGGGACUUUAUAUGGGGGCAGUGUAACAAGGGUGCACAGUGCAAGUACCGCCACGAGCUUGUGUUCGAGGUUAUAAAAAAGACUUUGAAGUUCUGUCACGACUUUCAAAAUUCGGCUGGAUGUUCUCGCGAACUGUGUACAUAUCUGCACGCCACUAAGGAGGAGCAGAGUUUGUUCAAAUCUACCGGGCAACUGCCGCGGGUUUUAGCGGAGCGUCACGCCAACAUGUCUGCAGCCGCAGCUGAGACUAUCCCCCAGAUUGCAUUAUACAUACAAGGGAGUUACGCGGGCCCACCUCCGCCGCCACCGCCACCACCUUUGCCGGCUGUGUCUGCGCCGGCUAGUGUUGCCCCCGCUGCAGCGUUCCCGCGACCGCCCGUCGUGUCGGUUGCGCCAAUCGCCCCGCGUCCCGUGAUGCCUAUUGGACAACCACCGCUGCCGCCGCCGCCGCCGCCGCCGCCACCGACGGUUCCAACUACUUCAGUUCGGCAGCAGGCGCCUGUAUUUACAGCACCCCCUCCAACGGCACCUUUUACAAUGGCCCAUCCACCUCCACCUAUACCGGUAUAUGAUUCCAGUAAACCACCACCGCCAAUAAUGCCAGCGCACGCUCAAAUAAAAAGUAGCGAACCUACGAAAAGGAAAGCCUCGAAUGACGAUUCAAAUGUGCGAAUCAAAAUGAAAAAGGGAGAGGAUGAAACAAUUGCAGACCAGCUGUGUGAAAAUUGUGUGCAAAGGGAACUAAGGAUCGAUGCGAUAAAAAAACAAUUAGAAGCUAUUAAUGAAGAGGAGGAAUAUGGGACUCUCGAUUAUAAAAAAAUGAUUGAGGAGUACCAGAACUUGAAAGAAAUAUUGAAGUCACUAAUCAGCACUGAUUUGUUUCAAAAGUUCGUUGAAGAAAAUGUAGAGGGAAUCUCUCAAAAUCAAUCCAAUAAUAAUACUAUAUUUGAUCAAGAACCGUUCAAUGCAGGAAUCCCUCAAAAUCAAUCCAAUAAUACUAUAUUUGAUGAAGAACCGUCAAAUGCAGGUGUUUCAACCGUGCCUAAUCAAUUUUUAUUACAACUCAUGGAAUACAUGAUGGGCGACGCCAAGGGCGGCGAUUUGGGAGCACAUAAAAAUCAAUCCAAUAAUACUAUCUUUGAUGAAUCACUUAUUCAAGCUUUAUCUUCUUUGGCUGGAGAAAGUAAUCCUGUCAAAAUAAAACACAAUAAUAAAAAUAACGCAUCUCCUGAGAUAUUGCAAACGUUUUUGGACAUUUUACAACAAAUUAAUUCAACUGACGAAACAGCGCCUGCAGAAGUGAACCUAGAUACAAGCAACAACGCAAGCUCAAAUAAUAGUAACAUAAGUGACUCCCAACAAUACUCGAAUAGGCAAGAUAUACCCGUGUCAUCAGUGAGUUCGAGUAGGUUCCCACCGCCGACUGCGCACGGAGUUGCGACAUCUCCGGCGUUCUUGCAACCUCAAGUUGCGCCCGCGCCGCCGCCUUACCAGCACUAUCAGCCAAUGCCGCCAGCAGGGCUUUACUACCCUUCACCCUUCGCAGGCGCCCACACAGCAGGUAUGCAAAUGGCUCAAGACAGCCAGGCAAUGCGAGCACACGUUCCACUUGCGAUGCCGCCCGCGCCCCCGCCGCCCGUCUCGUUCGCGCCGACCGCUGCGCCCGCGCCGCCGCCCGUACAUCAGCCCAGCCACUACGCGAUGGAACGGUACCCGCCGCCCUACUACCCCAGGCAUCAGUAGUUCUGCGAACUGGCGACUGCAAUCGCGGCCUUCACCAUACAUGGUCGUCAUACCGCCAAUGCGAGAGAGUUCCCGUUUCUAAUCCUGUCGGUCCUAAAUUUGUUUGUGCAUUCUAAUAAAAACAUAAAUUUAAUAACUAAUAUUGCCAUCACUUCAAGCAACAUUAUUUUGAAUAAA